AUGAUUUCGGAUAUUUGGUUUUCGAUUUUCGAUUCAGUUAUAGGCAAGGUUGGUUCCAUUCGGGAUGCAGUCAUUCCUAAAUCCCAAUUUCCCAUUUGCCUCUUCCGGUCUUCCCUCUUCCCUCUUCUGACUUCUCUCUUCGGCUCUUCCCUUCCCAAGUUCGCAGUUCGCAAGUCGCAACUUCGCCGGCAGCCGGCACUCCCUGACUCCCAGUCCCAAUUCCCUUCAGCUUCAGCUUCCCUUCCCACUUCGCAGUUCGCACACAGUCGGCGACGGCGAGUUCGAACUUCCUGUUCCAGAUCGACAGAUCCAGUCUUCCCCUUCGGACUUCGGAUUCCACCUUCCCAACUUCGCAGCUCGCACUCUCGCAGUACUCCUUCGGACCUUCUGUCCUUCAGAGAGAAACGCAAUGCUGGUGCUCUUACCAAUUUUGAAGUACUUGACUUUUUACGAUCUAGAGGAGCUUCAAAAGAUCCUACACGAGUAAUUGCACCAGUAGCACCAUCAGAGUUCAAGGUCUAUGAUUAUUUGGUUCAGAGUGUUGCUUGCAAUCAAACAAGAGAGUGCAUCGAUGAGUUUUUCCAAAAAUGUAAAAAAUACGACCUUGCAAAAGCUGAAGUCAUCAAUAUAGUCAAUCUGAGGCCAUCUUCUGUUGUUGAAAUCUAUGUGCUUAUAGAGGAGUUGGAGAACCGCAUUGGAGAAGAGGUUGAUGAGCUGGUGGAGAUGGUUGCACAAGUUUUGCCACCACACCCAAACCAAACAAAGCCCGGAGAAACGAAUGAUGAGGGUGGAGAUGUCUGUCCAGAUGGGGAACAAAUGGAUGCAAGUUCAUGAAUCAUAUCAAGCACAACGUUUUUAAAGAGAAACUAAUCAAGAUGGAUGGUAUAAACACAUGCCAUUAAGACUGUUUGGGUGUACUAUCAUUUUGAACUUGAUUUAGGGCGAGGGCACAGCUUGCCUUUUUUCAUUUUUUGGGAGCUGAGGUUUCUUUCUUACGUUGUGAUCCAAUUUAUUAUAGUCUUUUUAAAUUGAGCAUGGCUGGUGCUAUUCGAUAUGUAUGAACUUGUAACAUAUAUGUUAAAAGAGUUCAGUUCAAA
This is a messenger RNA of Malania oleifera, 1097 nucleotides long. RefSeq lists its product as uncharacterized. Lineage: Eukaryota; Viridiplantae; Streptophyta; Magnoliopsida; Santalales; Ximeniaceae. Gene Ontology annotation, molecular function: nucleotide binding. Gene Ontology annotation, biological process: transcription initiation at RNA polymerase III promoter. The transcript is spliced from 5 exons. Bases 1 to 834 code for a protein of 277 amino acids. The record is from RefSeq and is a predicted model, not a curated record. Gene Ontology annotation, cellular component: RNA polymerase III complex.